AUAAACAGCAGAAAGUGGGCUCGAUGCGGAUUGGGACACAGCCCUGAUGGUGGGGGGUGUGGUAGCGCCUGAUAUACGGCCUCGGCUUCUUCCUGCUUUCUGCCAAAGCGCACCAAAGGCAGAAGGAGAAAACCAGAAACAUUUUCAAAUGGCCGACUGGAAGCAGAAAUGCAAUUCCGAGUGGCAGCUGGCGGCUAAAGGAGUUCCUUUACCAGAGAACGUGGACUGGAAAACCGUGUACGAAAAGAAACCGCUGGAGCGAAAUUUACUGAAGAACCCGUCGCCGCACGGUUUGACUCCUGACAUUCCGCCUCCUGAACGCGAGGUCACAGGAAUACCUCCGGACCCCAAUCUGCCACAGCAGCAUGAACCAACGGGUGAUUUCACAGGGUGGAGCACGAGUAACGAGCGGCUGCCAAUGGACACCAGUGGAAUUCCACCAGGUGUCGUGGUGUGCUAUUGGCCAAACUACAGCUGGUUCUCCAUGGAGCAGAGGGUUGAUCUGAAGGCUGAAGGACUGUGGGACGAACUGCUCGAUAAGUUCCAGCCGGACAUAGCCAUCGAGGACUGGUAUGAGGAGAGUCAACUCCAUGCCUCCAUCUAUGAGCUUCAUGUGAAACUCUUAGCUGCUGAUGGCAAAACCAUGAUUAAGGAGUACAAAUGUGCUCCCACUGAGGACCUGGAGGUCUAUUCACACAACUGGAAACAGGUUUCACACGUGUUCUCAGGCUACGGGCCCGGUGUGAGAUACGUUCACUUCAAUCACAAAGUGAAAACCAAAUUCAUGGUGGAAUUCUUUGGUACCAUGGUCACUGGUAGCUCCGUUGUCAUCAAGGCGAACAAGUCCAACCCGUGAUACUACAAGACAGCUGAAGGUCUACUGAACACCUUCCUCCUGUAUGAAAGCUAUAAUGCACUAUUAAGAGACGCCGCAAAUGCCACGCACCUUCCUGUUCUGUAACACUGUACUAAUGCAUGAGGCUGGACUUUUUCUGCAGAGGUUCAGCUCAGCUCUUCUAAAUGAAUUGCACUCUUCCGUUAACCAAAGUAUUCUCAACACAAAGGACUAAUAUUGUUGCUAGUUAUGGUUUAUGGCCAUUAUUUUCCUUCAUGAAGUCAAUUGUUGUGGGUGUUAUACCUCGGUUCCACCGGCAGAGGGAGACAAAAGACAGGAACAAUAAAGUAAGCCUCGAAUUACCUCCAAGACCUGGAAAACCUGUAGAUUUCUGUUUUAAUGUUUAUUUUACAUUCAUAGGAAAAAUUUAACAUUUUCUGUUGCUUUGGCUUUGUUUAGCAAGUUUAUGCUUUCUCAAUAACAUGAUGAGGGAACGGAUGCUUAAAACUUAAGUGACAGUAAACAACUUUCCUCACAGGCUUUCCACAUUAAAUGUAACCGUAAACAGACAUGUUAUCGAUAAAUAAAUACAAAAUGGCAAUCAAAUGGCAAAUUGUUGUGGUAUAAGAGCAAUAAAACACUUCAACAUGUGCAAA
Molecule: messenger RNA, 1491 nt
Organism: Silurus meridionalis
Lineage: Eukaryota; Metazoa; Chordata; Actinopteri; Siluriformes; Siluridae
Gene: nccrp1
Product: P1, F-box associated domain containing
Exons: 6
Coding region: 47-856 (269 amino acids)
Biological process (GO): glycoprotein catabolic process; SCF-dependent proteasomal ubiquitin-dependent protein catabolic process
Cellular component (GO): cytoplasm; SCF ubiquitin ligase complex
Molecular function (GO): ubiquitin protein ligase activity
Source: RefSeq, a predicted model, not a curated record